UCUUAUAGAUGUCACAUUGUGCCACACAGAAGACAGAAAACGGGACAUGAAUUAUUCAAUAAGAUCUCCCGAGAUGAGUAUUAUCACCCAUUUGUUAUUACUGUCAGGGCUAUUGCCCUUAGUCAGUGGGCGAAUCGACGAGAAUGGUUUUGAAACUGACCGGGUCAAGCGAAACAGUCAAGGAACAGGAUCUUAUAGAGACUGGCAGUGGUAUUUAAAAAGCACGCAACCAUCAAUGAACGUAGGAGCUGCAUGGCGGGCUGGGUACACAGGCAAAGGUGUACUUGUUGCUGUUGUGGAUGACGGAGUCAACAUGAAUCAUCCAGACCUGGAAUCAAAUUUUAAUGUAGAAUCAAGCUAUGACUUUUGGAGUGGCAGAAACAUAAGCAAAUCGCACAGUCCUGGCAGUCACGGAACAUACUGUGCUGGUGUCAUUGCUGGAGAAAACAAUAACAAUUGUGGAGUUGGUGUCGCCUAUAAUGCACAGAUUUCAAGUAUUCGACUGUUCAAUGCCAACGACAAACCAUCUGACCAAUCAGAGGCCAGUGCACUGAUGUUCAGGAGAAACUUUAUUGACAUAUAUUCCAACAGCUGGGGGCCUGGGGACAUGGGCUGGGAACUGGAGGGGCCAGGCCCUUUAUUAGCAGACGUCCUUGAAAAGGGAACGCAACUGGGUCGACGUAAAAAAGGAUCGAUCUUUGUAUUCGCAGCUGGGAAUGGCGGACUUUCGGGGGAUAGUUGUGCGUUUAGUGGUUAUGUAAACAGCAUUUAUACGAUCGCAAUAUCUGGAGUUAACUGGGAUGGAGAGGUUCCUGGCUACGCUGAACGGUGCGGAGCUAUCAUGGCUGUAACCUAUGGUCAAGAUGUGAUUAAAAGGGGGAACGUCAAAGCUCCAAUGAUAACAACCAAAAAUGGCAAAGGUUGCACAGAGGAUUUUCCAGGGACUUCCGGCCCUACUGCCAUGGCUUCUGGGAUCAUUGCUCUGGCAUUAGAAGCAAAUGAGAAUUUGACAUGGCGCGACAUUCAGCACCUGAUCGUAAGAAGCUCAAAACCUCUUCGCCCUCCGAACAGGGUUAGGACGUCGAGUAUUAAGCGUCGCAAUCCUUCUUGGAAGGUCAACGACGCCAAUAUUCAAGUUAGCCAUUAUUUUGGCUUUGGAUUGAUGGAUGCGUAUGAUAUGGUUCGUUAUGCAAAGAAAUGGACUUCUGUUCCACAACAACUACACUGUGAAGUUGAUCUACAACUCUCUCGCUCAAAUUCGUCAGAAGAGAUUCCCUGGAGCGGGCAGUUAGUUCUCUCCUUGUCCGUAAACAAAAGCAAUUGCGGUAUCCGAUUCCUGGAGCACGUGCAAGUUGAAAUUGACCUCACCUUUCUACGCCGAGGUUACCUGGAGAUGAGUUCAAAAUCACCUAGAGGAACUUGGUCCCAGCUCCUUUAUCCCAGGGCGUUCGACAGUCUUACAGGCCAAAAGAAGUUUGAAAAGUGGACAGUAAGCAGCCUACAUUAUUGGGGAGAAAAGCCUGAUGGAGACUGGGAAAUAAUUAUUAAAAACUCGAAGCCAUGGAGAAGAACCAGAAAUGCUUUAACCAAUUCCUUCUCAACUGUGGAGUUACCAACACAAUUAAACAUCAUAAAGUCAACAGUUGGAAAUUCUUCAGAUUGGUCGUCCUGGUCUGAAUGUAGCGUAACAUGCGGUAAUGGAAUCCAACAACGUACCCGCCCAUGCACCCAAGGAUCAUCAUGUGAGGGAUCUGACAAAGAAACAAAGACAUGCAGUAGAAGAAUUUGUCCAAAACCAGCUCCAAUUAACGGCGGUUACUCUGAUUGGUCCGACUGGAGUCCAUGCAGUCGAUCAUGCGAGGGAGGAAGUCGGGAACGUCGUCGUUCUUGCACCAAGCCCCUGCCUGCAAACGGUGGAGCAGACUGCAGGAAACUGGGUAGAAAUUGGGAAAGUCGAAGAUGUAAUGUACAUAAAUGUCCAGGCCACUUGUUUUCGUUGAAAUUAAUUCUGUAUGGAACCAACAAGGACCCUCUCGCAAAAAAUCCUCAUGUUGAAAGAAGAACAAAACGCUUACAGGAUGUUCACCUCCCUCAACGUAGAGAAGAUAUUCCAGUUCAUGGAGGUUUCACACAAUGGAGUUCCUGGACCUCUUGCAGCAAGUCGUGCGGAGAAGGGUUGCGGUCUCGCUCUCGUUCAUGUACAAAACCCCGACCCUUAAACAAAGGCAAAGGUUGCAGUGGAUCAGCCUUGGAAACACGAACAUGUAACAUGGGCAUUUGUCCAGUGUGGUCUAAAUGGUCUGAAUGCAGUCCACCUUGUGGACGGGGGACUCGGAGCCGUUAUCUGUCAUGUCCCACCAGGAGAGACUGUAGGAUACCGAGUUCAAGAAGAGAAGUAAAAAGGUGCUUCACUAACUGUCCAGUGGCUGGAAAUCAUUCACGCUGGUCUAUCUGGUCCGAAUGUAGCGUAACAUGUGGAAAUGGAAUCCAAAAACGAACCCGUACAUGCAUCCGAGGAUCAUCAUGUGAGGGAUCUGACGAAGAAACGAGGACCUGCAGUGGAGGAAUUUGUCCAAAACCAGUGAUAACAAGCACGCACCUUCAAAAUAACUGGGGUGACAGAUAUUGUAAUGGUCAGAAAAAUCGCUGCAAACAGGACUGCCAGAGAAGACAAUUUAAACGAGGAUGUGCAAGGACUUGUGAACUGACGGAAUGCAAAGUUUGCGAAGACAUCGGAACUUUCUGCGACGAAGAUCCGGCAAAUAACUGCAAGAAUCAAUUAUGGAGCAAAUAUUGUAAGAGGACUUGUGGUUCGUGUUGAGUUUGACUUUCUUCUUUAAAGUUAAAGUUUCACGAUUGCCUUGAGUAUAACAUACUAAACGAAAUUUGAAAACGCUACCAAAAUUUAUUUGCAUUUUGCCAAACAGUUACCACAACCCAUAUAAGGGGUUUACUGAAACUUUUCGUAAACGACCUUAGAUGUAAAUAAAUUCAAAAAGGCUUCCUAACGAGUUGGAGAGGACAGUAACUCUUUGAAAUCAGCACUUUUUGAAAAACAUUGACUGUUAACCUCUACAUGAAAUUUUCUAGAAUUAAUUGUAAGCUCAAUCAUUUUACGCAUGCUCAAGGGUUUAUUCCAACGUUUCUGCGCUGACGAAAGUUGUAGUUUAAAAGAGGACCAUUUUGUUCACUUAAAUGGGUGUGAAGAGAAAAAAAGUUUCGGAAUGGCCAAGUCUCAAAAUCCAUGA
Molecule: messenger RNA, 3248 nt
Organism: Stylophora pistillata
Lineage: Eukaryota; Metazoa; Cnidaria; Anthozoa; Scleractinia; Pocilloporidae
Biological process (GO): protein processing
Cellular component (GO): trans-Golgi network; Golgi membrane
Molecular function (GO): serine-type endopeptidase activity
Source: RefSeq, a predicted model, not a curated record